Molecule: messenger RNA, 2514 nt
Organism: Chrysoperla carnea
Lineage: Eukaryota; Metazoa; Arthropoda; Insecta; Neuroptera; Chrysopidae
Product: intracellular coagulation inhibitor 1-like
Exons: 3
Coding region: 39-1487 (482 amino acids)
Molecular function (GO): serine-type endopeptidase inhibitor activity
Source: RefSeq, a predicted model, not a curated record
UCAUUUGUUAACUCUGGUUACAAGGUAAAAUUAUCAAAAUGAAUAAACAAAUGUUUACAUCAUGCUUCUUCAUUCUUGUCUUUGUUACAAAUAUCUUUGGAGCAAUGUUUAUUUUUCCCGAUGAUCCAAUUUAUAAAAAAUUAUUAGAAGAUAUGAAAUUUUCAAAACGGGAAGUAAUGCAACCGCUAGCAAUGCGACAAACAAACGCUACCAUUAUAAAAGUUGAAAAUCAAAAUACGGUUGAAAAUAUGACCGCUUUAUUGAAUUUAAUCUCAGAUAGUGUUAACAAUUUUGGACUAAAGAUUUCCAAUGCCACAGAUGGUUUUAGCAACGUCAAAAUAAUUUCACCAAUAAAUAUUGCAGAAGCCUUAAUGCUUUUAUGGCUUGGUUCAAAUGGUCAAACGUUUAAUGAAAUCGCUAACGUAAUGGAAUUCCAAAAUAAAAGUUUCAAUAUCUACAAUCAAUCACAGACUCUUCACGAACAGUUUGGACGUAUGCUCCAAUCUUUAGAGCCAAAAAACAAGGAAGAGCCACAAUUGAGUACAGCCAGUGCACUAUUUGUUCAAGAUGGUUUUCCAAUCGGGCAAAAAUAUUCUCAAAUUGCAAAGGAAGUUUAUAGAAGUAAUGUGACCCAUUUAGAUUUUGCAAAUAAAAAUGUCGAGGCCCAAAAAUUCAUUAAUGCUUGGGUAUCCAACAAUACGAAUGGAUUGAUUAAGGAAAUUUUAUCAACACCACCAGUACCAACAACAAAAAUUCUACUUACAACGGCCUUGUACUUUAAAGGUUUGUGGGAACAUCCGUUUGCAAGUGAAUUAACACAUAGAGCAGAAUUUUAUCUAAAUGGAAAAGCAGACGCAAAAAAUUUUGUAAUGGUUGAUUAUAUGGUGAAUUUUGAAGUUUUUAAAUAUACUUACAACAAAGAUUUGGAGUCUGAAGUUUUAUGUUUACCUUAUAAGGGUGGUACUGCUUCAAUGUAUAUAAUAGCCCCUAAAAAAUCAUCUAUAAAGAAGAUCCAACAAGUCGAAAAAAAAUUAACCACAAGUGUCAUUGAAAAUUUGAUUAAUAGUUUAAAACCAAUGCAAAUUGGGAUUUUAAUGCCAAAAAUGGAGUUCGAAUCAACAAUAUCGUUAAGUUCAACAUUAAAACAAUUAGGUUUAACGUCUUUAUUUAACGUAAAUACAUCAAGUUUAAAUGUGUUAUCACCAGGUUUUACUUACCCAAACAAUACGGAUCAAACCAUUGAUGAAGUUCGUAAUAAAGUUAGUGGAAAAUCCCCUUUGUAUGUAGAAGAAGUUGUCCAUAAAGUUUUCAUAAGUAUCAACGAACUGGGUACUGAAGCUGCAGCCAUAACUGAUUUACUAAUCCCACGCGGGGGAAUGAAAAAAAUAAGUCUCAAUCAACCUUUCAUCUUUUUUAUACGUCAUCAUGGAACAAAUUUGAAUUUAUUUUUAAGUUCUGUUCAUGUACCAGUUCCUAAUUUUAAGUAGAACCAUUUUAGCAAUUUAGUAGAGCACGAAAGGGCUUACCCGUUGGAAAAACAAUUCAGACGGGUUUUUUUCUUGCAAAUUUCUUUUCAUAAGACGUCUCGUAAUAAGGAUCAUGAGUUUGGCAGAUGAAAAUCUGGUCCAAUUUUAAAAAAAUUUUUAUUAUUCAUAGCUGUCAAUUUUUGAACCAAAUAAAAGGUGUUAUGGUUUUUGGGUAAUUUUAUAUAAAAAAGUGCUUUGCUAUUUUUUUUUGUUUAAAGUUCACCGUUUCCAAGAUAUUUAUAAUGCUUGGAAAACCUUGUGGAAAGAAAAUGUGGAAAUCAAUGCUAAAAAAUUAAAUUUUUUAGCUGAAUACCGGUUUUCCACUCAACGGAUAGUUGAGUGUAUAUGUUGUGUUUUCUAGAACCUGAAAAACAAAAACAAAACUGAAACUGUAAUGGCCAUUACAUUGCCAGUCUUCAAAAAGUUUGUAAAAAGUUGCAGUGUUUUUUAAUUCGACACGAGUCUGUGUUUUGUUUUUGUUUGUCUGUUUAGUGGAAAACCGGCUCUUUUGCCGGUUUUCCACUAAACUCUAUAGAGAUGAUAUCAUAGAAGAAUUUGAUGAAACUGUACACUUUAUGUUCUUACCUAAAAAACAGUUUUUUAUGAAAAACAUACAUAUAAGGUGGCUAAGAUGCUUUAAAUCAGAGGUUCUCAAACUUCUUUCGUUUACCACCCAUUUCGAUAAUCAAUUAUUAGAGCAACCCCAAAGCGUAUUAUACCAGUUAUAUCCUAUACAAAUAAGCCUUACCGCCUCCUAUAGGCUUUUAUCGCCCACAAAGGGGCGUUAUAGCCCUCUUUGAGAAUGACUGCUUUAAAUGAUAGAUAUAUAUUUUGUGAAGUGUUAAAUAUGUGAAACCAUAUAUAUUUUUUUGCUUACAACUCGAAAAUUGGACAUUUUAUUAAAAAAAUGAACGCACAAAAAAAAAAAGCUUAAAAUAACAAAUAGAUUGUUGUGCUUUUAGAUCCUGUAAGUUACUAACGGGUUCCA